AUGUGGGAGACUGGAGGUUUGCCAAGAAAAGGUAAAAACGUCAAUAUUAACUUCUCAAGUGACAUAUCAGUCUCACACGGAAAUAAACUUGACAAUAAUAAUAGACAAAAAUAGAACCGGUAAUCCAUUUGUUGUUGGAACUUGGGCGCCUAAGCUGUUUUUGCUCUUUCAAGUUGAGAGAAAUAAGUUCUCUUAUUUCUUUUAAGAAAUGAAUUUGUAAAGUUGAAGAUGAAACUAAAUAAAACAAUCAAAUUUAUAAAACAUGUUAUUGUGUGUUCCAAAUUUUGAUAUUUCAGUUUUUGUAAGCUUUGUGAUAUACUUUGUGAGCAUGAAUGGCCGAUAGAUGAUGGUAAAAGUGCUGGAAAAUGUGGCCACGAUCCCCUUCGUGAUGAAGAGAGGGAAAAGCCAUGGUUGGAAAAGAACAGCAAGGCACAUAAGGCGCUACAAAAGAUUGUGUUAAGCAAGAGAUUCCUGAAUACAUUUCCAUAUUUUACUAAUUUCAGGUAAGGGAAGAUUUAUUUUUUAUUACUCAAUCAAUAUUGUUACUUGACAAAUGACAGGUACUGGUAAUGGUAAUUAGCGACUAAUACUGUUAUUAAAAUGGUGACACUGACAGUAUACAAUCUUCGACAACAUGGUACAUAACUAUAAAUUUCAUGAAUAUCACCGAUAUUAUUUUUUAUAUUUGAAGGCACACAGGUUUCCUCGAGUCGUUCCACAAUCACUUGUUGAUGUAUUGCCCAAAACGACAUUCAUACUCGUAAGUAGUAUAAUUGUUCAUUAGCCGGCAUAAACAUUAUUUUAUAUAAAACAUUUGAAUAUGCCAACCCACCCACCACCAACAUGCAGUAUAAUUAUGGACUAGCACCUUUUAGUGGGUUACAUUUUAAUGUGUUACAGUACUUAAGAAGAGAGAGUACUGUACCAGGUAUCACAUUGGCAGACAGUUUCAUUAACUUAUGUGUUGUCCUGCGUUGUUUUACUUUCUAAUGCCAGAUGAUUUUAUUUGUGUAAAGUCUGAAUGAAAUGUUCAAUUUUUAUUUUACUUCUUAGGUAUGUUGGAUACAAGUUAAGGAAUCAACUGGCUGUCAUCGACUUCAAUAGCCAUAGGAAUCGACAGCCUUGUAAAAAUGCUGCUGGAGAAAUUGUGUAUGUAACUAAAUUUUUUUUUUGGGGGGGGGAGGGUUUCGCAUAGAUUACAGUAUAGAAUUGUAUUUGCUAUAAUACUAUACAUGUAGCUGCAUUAUCAGAAUACAUUUGAGAAAAUGGGCAAACUUGCCAAAAAAUUAUGUAUACUAACCGGUUACAAGAUUUAGGUUGAAUCUUGUAUGUAUACAACAUAAAGUAGCAAACUGUGCUAACAAUGUGUUGAAUGUUCUUCAAAUGCGUAUAAUUAUAUUUUAUUAUAAUUUUAUUUUGAGUUUCUAUUUUUAAUGUCAGGCACCGUGGCCAGUACAGCAAGCAUACAAAACAGUGGCGACCAGUUACUGUCCUUCAACCAAAGGAUUAUGGUUAUAUCCCGACGCUUAUUGUGAAGAUCUUUGAAGAGCAAUUGAAAACUGGAAAUGUUAACAGAAAAAUUGUGAGAGGUGCAGAUGACCCAAGGAACAUAGCUGCAAACAUUGCAGUAAUGCCAAGACCAAGUAUUGAACAUCUGGUACAAGUACAUAAGUCCAGAUUCUAA
Molecule: messenger RNA, 1684 nt
Organism: Paramuricea clavata
Lineage: Eukaryota; Metazoa; Cnidaria; Anthozoa; Malacalcyonacea; Plexauridae
Source: the annotation of a GenBank genome assembly